This is a messenger RNA of Panicum hallii, 1180 nucleotides long. RefSeq lists its product as uncharacterized. The transcript has a single exon. The coding region runs from base 234 to 782 and encodes 182 amino acids. NCBI's taxonomy places the organism in Eukaryota, Viridiplantae, Streptophyta, Magnoliopsida, Poales, Poaceae. The record is from RefSeq and is a predicted model, not a curated record.
CACCCCCGCCCCCCCCCCCCCCCCCCCCCCCUCAACGGACUCCACGGCUUCUUCACCUCCUCCUCCCCCAGCGCUGCAACGCAACACCGGCAACCGCCUCUUCCCCGCCACGCGCCCAUGCCCGUCGCCAGCCGCGAACGGCGCGCGUAAACCCUAAACACCCCACCCGGGCACCCAGCACGCGCGACAGCGAGACGGGCACGAGCUGCUAGCGCCGGGAGGUUCCAGCCAUCAUGCGGCGGUCGGAGUGGGAGGACCGGUGCAAGCGGCACCCGGAGCACCGGAUGUCCAAGGGCGUCUGCCCCUACUGCCUCCGCGACCGCCUCGCGCACCUCUCCGCCUCCUCAUCGGCGACCACCACCACGCGCGCCUCCUCCUCGUCGGCGACGACAUCCCCGUACUCCUCCGGCGGCUCGUCCCCGCCGCCCCACCACGCGGCGCUCUCGGCGGACGUCAGCUCGGUCCACGUCCUCGGCGGGGCGUCCUCCAACGACGCCUCCUUCGUCAACGUUGCCGCCUUCUCGCAGCCGCUGAUGCCGACCUCUGUUCGGAAGCAGGCGGCAGGGAGGCAAGCGGAGGCGGCGGGGAGGGAACCGUCGGCGAAGGGGAAUAAGGGGGAGGUGAAGAAGAAGAAGAGCGGCAAGAAGAAGAAGAUCGGGAGGUUUCUGUCGAGGCUCGUCGGGGCGGACAAGCGGCGGCAGGCCGGCGACGGCGACGGCGGCGAGCUCUUCCACUCCAAGACCAUGAAGGAGAAGACGGCGUCCAAGUGGGUAUUCUUCUGAAAUUCUCUCGUCAGAUGACGGCACCAUGCACACACGCUUGGGAUGCCGGUUUCCUCGAUCGAUCGGCCCUGCAUCGCUAGCUCCUCUUGCUCCCCGGUAUAUAUAUUUUUUUCAAGUACUUAUGUGCUUGAUCUGGAGUUUUUGCAUGGUUUCUUAAUUGGGCUGUGUACAAGAGAUUAAGCCAAAACUAUUGAUCAUUUUGUGCUGUUUGGAAAUUUGUGUAUGCCUAUUUUGUAAAUUAGAUGAAAAAAAGUAACAGGAAGUGUGAAUCGAGUAGUGUUUAAUUCGUAUAGUUUGAGAAAUUCUUUGGAUUGGCAAAGAAUCCAACCGAUUUUCUUUUUCUAGAAACAGAAAAUUGUCAUCUGAAAACCUUAAUUUCUUCGUAUGCUUGCUUUGCA